Molecule: messenger RNA, 678 nt
Organism: Phaeoacremonium minimum UCRPA7
Lineage: Eukaryota; Fungi; Ascomycota; Sordariomycetes; Togniniales; Togniniaceae
Exons: 2
Coding region: 1-678 (225 amino acids)
Source: RefSeq, a predicted model, not a curated record
AUGAACCGUUUUAGGACCAAGAAGAAGGCCAAGGAUGACUCCAUCCCCUCCCGACCUUCUCUCGAGUCGGAGCAGUCGUCCUUGUCCUUCUUUCGGAGAGGCAAGAAAUCGCAAGAAGAAGAGCAAAAGAAGGAGAUCGAUCUCACAUCAGCACUUCCAUCUAGUGAUGAUUUCCGCACAAGUCUACUGAUGACCGGCCUUUCGGCUAGAUUUUCUAUGCUUCGAGAGCAAGAUGAUCCAAACACAAAGAUUGGCAAGGCAAGCGAUGAUAGCGUCUUGUUUCCUAAGCGCCAAUCUCGGUUGAUGGAUUUCGGCUAUGGUGGUGGGCUCGCCGACAUUGCGGAGGUGGAGUCGAUCAGAGGCGCUCCUUUUGCGCGAGUGGACUCAUUUGCAUCUGAUGAUAUCGCCCAAGGCAGCGUGAUGAAUCGCUCAAAGCCUAUAGAAGGCAACAACUUGUUUGGUGGAAGGCAAAAAAUCUACAAAAUUCCCGUAGGAGGCUCAACCGGAAGAGGGGUCGCUGCGGGAAACCUCCUCUACGACCUCAUCAACCCCAUCUCUAGCACGAAACUCCACUGCAGCAACUUCGGUGACAUCGCAACCCACAGCUCCUACGAAAGAUUGGCAGUUUCAGUCAUCAGCAACCGCAUCGAGUACUUCGACUCCUCUGCCGGAGCGUAG